This is a messenger RNA of Plasmodium vinckei vinckei, 5013 nucleotides long. Its product is annotated as zinc finger protein, putative. Gene Ontology annotation, molecular function: ubiquitin-protein transferase activity. The transcript is spliced from 5 exons. Bases 1 to 5013 code for a protein of 1670 amino acids. The record is from RefSeq and is a predicted model, not a curated record. Gene Ontology annotation, cellular component: nucleus; GID complex; cytoplasm. Gene Ontology annotation, biological process: proteasome-mediated ubiquitin-dependent protein catabolic process. Lineage: Eukaryota; Apicomplexa; Aconoidasida; Haemosporida; Plasmodiidae.
AUGAUGAAAGAGAAUUAUUUAUUCGGUGAGUGUAUUUCACGAAAUAGUGAGUUUAAGGAAGUAGAAAAGGAAUUAAAAGAAUUUAAGAUACAACAGAAUGAAACAUUUGAUUUUUAUUUGAAUAGCAUUGAUGGUUUGUUGGAAAAAGUUCAACAGGUUAAGGAAAAUAUAGAAGAAAAAAUUGUAAAAAAAAAAAAAGAAAAAGAAAUUUGUGUAAAAAAUGAUGACAAAGGUGUUUCAAAUGAAACUAAAAACAAAUACGAUAUCAAUGAACUAAUUAAAGAUGUGUCUGCAAAAAAUUAUACUGAAAAAAUAUGUGAAGAAAAUAAAAGAAUUUAUAACACAUUAUUAUUUUCGUAUAAAGAUAUUAUAUCUUUAACAAAGCAACAAGUUCCUGAAAUUUUUCAAAAUAUUAAUAUAAAAAAAAAUAUAGUUCUUAAAUUAAUAUUAUUACAUUUUUUACAAAAUGGUGAUUUUUUUAUGUAUUAUAUUUUAAAUAAAGAAAUUUUGGAAAAAAGAAAAUUGAGACGGAUGGAAAAAAAAAAUAAAAAACAAAUUGGCACACAGAAUGCGAGUGGAUUUUAUUCAGGACAAAGUAAAGAUCUACAUAUCGAGGCUAACAAAAAUAGCACUCUUUAUAAUUAUGACAAAAUAAAUAUAAAAAAAAAUGACGACAAGUUAGAGAAAAAUGUCGAAUGGGAUGAUAAAAAAAAGGAAUAUUUAGUCAAUGGGAAAUAUUCUAUACUUUUAAAUAAUAUAAAAAAGUGUAAUUUUUAUAAUGAAAAAAAUAAAGACACAUGGUUAUUUUAUGAGUUAAAAAAAGAAUAUAUAAAUAAAAUAUGGUAUGAAAAUAAUUAUGAACAAAUAACAUUUGAACAUGCAUUAAUCAGAAAAGAAGUAUUUGAAGGAUAUAAAAAAUAUCACACUAUUUUAUAUAAUAUAAAAAAUUGUGAUGUAAGUACAUGUAUAGAAUGGUAUAAUACAUGUAAUGAAAAUAUAAAAAAAAAAUAUCAUAAAUUGAUAUACUUUUUAGAUUGUAUGAAUUAUUUAAUAUCAUCUAAAGAGAACAAAGAAAAAGCUUUAACAUGUUUAAGAAAUCUUAUGAUAAAUUAUAAUGAAAAUAAAACACAUAUAUCAAGAUUAAGUUCUUUUAUAUGUAUAGGAUCUGAUAAUUUAUUAUUUAAAGAGAUGUUUUUAAAUAUUCAUUCUCAAGCUUUUAAUUAUUUUAAACAAGCUUAUAAUGAAGAAGGAAUAAAUAUUAAGGUAUAUAAAAAGGAUAAACUUGAAAAAUGUGUAAAUAAUAAUAAUCUAUAUCAUAAUUUUGAUAAGAAAAAGAAAAAAACGAGAAGAAAUAGUGAAAGAAAAGAUAAUUCAAAACGAAAUAGUAAAGGUAGCAAAAUAAAUAAAUCCAAUUUCAAUGAGGAAGAGAAAAGGUAUUUACUUGCCACUCAAGGGGAACCAAAUGUAUUAGUAGUAGUCCCAAUUUUAACAGAUAACAAUAAAAUAAAAAGUUUUGAAAAUAUAAAAAUUAUUACUGAAGGAAAAAAAGAUAAAAAAACGAAAAAAAAAAAAAAUGAAAACAUUUUAAGAAGAAGUAUAAAUAAAAAUAAGGAAAUGGAAAGAAAUAAAAAUAGUUGCUUAAAAAAAAAUAAAUAUACAUAUGUCUAUCAAAAAAUCGGAGAAGAAAGAGAAUAUAAUAAUAGAUUAAGAAGGGGAGGUAAAAAGUCAUACAUAUUUUGUCAAAAAGAAUACCCAUUAUAUAUAAAAAAAAAUAAUAAUACACAACUAGUCCAUGAUUAUAUGUACAAAGAAAAAGAAUAUGAAGGAAUAAUGAGAAAAAAAAAAUAUAUUGAAAAAUUAAAUAAGGAAUAUAAUUCACGGCCUUUAUGUGAGUCAUACAUAGAAAGUAAUAUAGAUAAAUUGUUUGAAAAUGAAAAUAAAUUAUCAUUUUUAGAUGAUUUAUAUAAUUAUAGGUAUGAAAAUAAUCAUAGUACUACAAAUUUGAUAUUUAAAAAAAAAGAUAAGCAAAAUGAAUAUGAGAGAAAUUUUGAAAAAAGACAAGAUAAUAUAGAUAUACGUGAAAAAUUAGAAAAAGGAUGGUAUAGAAAUGUUUGUUCCCAUACAAAGGAUAUGCUAUCUGAAGUUCAUUCGGACUAUAGACAAAGAAGUUGUUUAGAAAAAAUAUAUAGAAAUAAACUCGAUUGGAUUAGUAGUCCUAAUGAUACGCUAAGAAAUGAUAAGGAAAUUUAUUUGUAUAAAAAAAAUGAAAUGGAUUCUUUUGAAUACUAUAAUAGAACCCAUUUAUAUUUAACAUCUAAAAUAUUAAAUAAAACAUCUCAAUUUUAUGAUGAUAAUACUACAAAAAUUUUACAUAAUACAGUUCAGAACAUAAAUAGUGGAUACCAUGCAAAAUGCAUAAAUAUAAGAGAUGAAUGGGAUAAAAAUAGUGACAUAAAUUUAUUAUAUUGUAAAGAUUCUGUAAAUAGGAAUAGUAUAAAUAAUAUGGCUCAUUAUUUUUAUGAUAUAAGACGUAAUAAUAAUACAUAUGAUGUUCUGAACGAAUCAUGUUUUAUUAAAAAGCCAAAUGAACUAAAGAGAAAAAUAUCAAGAUGUAAAUUUUUAACUAAUUUUUCUAAAAAGGAAAAAAUGGUAGAUGGGAUUGAAUCUGAGUUUGAAGAUGAUGAGAAAAAAAUAAAAAAAAUAAAAAAUAAUCAUGAUAGUUUGUUAUCAGAAAGGGAAGAUGUAACUAGUGGUGAUGAUGGAAUCGAUACUUAUGAUAGUAUGAUUGAUUCACAAGUGGGCGAAUCUAAAAUUUUAAAAAAAGAAUCCAAAGAUUGUGAAGAGGAGAAGGAAAAUGAAAAGGAACGCCUCAGUUUGAAAAGUACUGCUUCUUCUAGUUCGAAUGAUUCAGUUAUGUCGUCAUUCAAUGACGAUAAUAGCGAUUCUGAUUCAGAAUCUGCAUCUAAAAAUGCAUAUUUUUGUAGUUCGUCAAGUUCAGAUGAAAAUGAGGACACAGACAUUAAUAAAUUAAAAGAGAAAAAUGAUAUUAUUAGAGAAGAAUAUUUAAAAAAAAAUACGAUGGUAGCAUUAUCGAAUAAAAAUAACACACAAGCAUAUAGUCGAGCAACAUUAGCUACAAAUAAUACAAGGUUAGCAAAAACAUCGAUUGAUGUUAGUCGAAUUUUAUUAACACAUGUAUUAACAAAUAGAGAGAUAUAUAAUUUACACAACUCUUUAUCACGAACAAAUAAUAAUUUAGAACUUAGACGGAUAUACCUAAGAUGGAGUAAAAAAAAAAAGAAAAAUGGAAAUAAACGACCAAAUGCUUCUAAAAAUAAAAAUAAAAAAAAAAAAAAGGAAAAAAGUGAAAGUUAUUAUGAAGAAUCGAAUUCAAAUGAGAAAGAUAAAAAGAAAAAUCGAAAAAAAAACAAAAACACAAAAAAUACGAAAAGAAAUAAACCACAUGGCAUUAAGCCAUGCCAAACAGAAGCGGAGGAAAAUAAAAGUGAUGAAAAAAAGGAAGACAAAAAUGAUAGUGAAAUGGUGAAGGAAGUUAAUAAAUCUGAGGAAGAGGAAAAGAUAGAAAAAAAUGAAAAUAUUUCAGAAAUUAAUAAAAACGAUGAUCAAAUAAAGAGUUAUAUUGCAGUAUCGAAAAGUGAUUUAUUUUCUCCAAAUUUAAAUGACAAACUAGAUACCAAUCCAGAGAAAAAUAAAGAAGAUUCACAAUGUGGUACAGUGGAAAACUCGCUCAAUAAAAAUAUAAAUAGUAUUGAGGAAAAAGAAACAAAAUUGCCUGAUUAUACAAAAACGGAAGAAGUAAUAAAAAGAGAAAAUGAUGAAACUAAUGAAAAUAUGGAUAAUACCCAUAAUACAAGUUGUGAAACUAAAGAUGCAGAUAAAUCAACAGAUUCUAUUUCAAAUCUUGAACAAAAUUCUAAAGAUCUAAAAAAGGGUGAUAAUAAAUUUGAUGUAAACGAGAAAUCCGAAAAAGACGAAAUACCAGAAGAAGCAACAAACUUAGAACCCAUUAAAAAAGAUAUUAUCGAGACAGGUAGGAAUAAUAAUGAAGGAGAAGAAGACAAAAAGAUAAUGGUAAAAGGAGAAGAAAGAGAAAAUAGAAAUAAAAAUUCUGGAAACACUGAUACAGAAAACACGGAAAACCAUGAUCAAAAUGAAUCUAAAGAACAGAAAGAAAAAACAUUAAAAAAAAAAAAAAGAGUUUUUUUUGGAUCAUAUAAAAAAAAUAUGAAAAAAAAAAAUUAUGCUUCAAAUUUUUUACGUGAAGAAAAAAUGGGGAAAAAAAAUAAAAGAAACAAAAAUAAAGAAAAUGAUAAAAAUCGAAAUAAAAAAAAUAAAGAGUCUUUUAAAUUGGAAGGUCGAAAUAAAUCCAGAAAAAAUCAUACAUACAGUAGCAUGGAUGAGAACGAGCGAAAAAAAGAUAAAAAUAAAGUUUCUGGAAAAAAAAUACCAACACGUAAAGGAACAAACCCAGAAAGUAAAAAGAUUGAAAAAACUAUUGUCAAGGAAACAGAGAAAAAGGUGUUUAUCCCCUUAAAGAGCCCGCUUUCCAUAUUAUUAUGCGGAGGAUUGAUAAGUUCAAAAAAGUUGAUAGAAGCUGAAACAAUUUUAAAGGAUAACAACAAAAGAUUAGAGGAAUUAAAAAAUAGCAGUUCAUUGAAUCCUUCAAAUGGGAAGAGUGUAGACAAACCUAUUGAAAAAUUGGGGAAAGAAGAUAACAAAAAAAAUAAAAAACAGAAUUGUUCUCUUAUUUCUAAUUCAUUAGCGGUUGAAGUUGAUUUAAGUGGAUGUUUUUUCUUUCAUUCAUCUUUUACAUGUCCUAUUAGUAGAGACAAAUCUUCAAAGGACAACAUGCCAUACUUACUAACAUGUGGUCAUGCUAUUUGCAAAAAUUGCGUUGAUAAAAUUCAUGCGCAUAGAUCAAAACAGUUUAAGUGCCCUAUGUGCCCACAGUAUUUGAAUUUGCUAGAGAUCAUUCCAUUAUACUUUAAUUAA